UUUGGUCAGCUGUUGCUGCAUUUGUUAGCUUUGUGGUGGCGCGCGAGGAGCUUGAGAGUCGUGCUGGUUGCUGCUUUUUGCCCGUUCCCUUCGCUCCUGCCGAGCCGCGGUAGCCCGAUAGAUUUAGAUACGGCUUUGAAGAUGACCCCAAAGCAUGAAAAACAGGAAUUUGUAACAGUAUUGGUGCGAGAUCCCAGGUUACAGAAGGAAGAUUUUUGGCAUUCCUAUAUAGAUUAUGAAAUCUUCAUUCAUACAAAUAGCAUGUGUUUUACAAGAAAAACAUCUUGUGUCCGACGCCGUUUUCGAGAAUUUGUGUGGCUCAGACAGAAACUUCAAAGCAAUGCUGUAUUAAUACAAUUACCAGACCUUCCAUCUAAAACUCCCUUUUUUAAUUCAAAUAAUUCUCAACAUGUGGACCAGCGUCGCCAAGGAUUGCAAGAAUUUCUCCAAAAGGUACUCCAGAAUCCAGUUUUGCUUUCAGACAGUAGACUUCAUCUAUUUGUACAAACACAACUGAGUCCUGAAGAUAUUGAGGCCUGUGUAUCUGGAAACACGAAAUAUUCUGUGGCUGAAGCAAUCCAUGACUUUGCUUGUUUGAAACGACGAUUUCCUGUAGAACAUGAAGAGAAGAAAAAAGAAAAUUAUGCCGAUUCAGAUUCUGAGAGUUCAUCCUGUGGGCUUGAACACAGUGGCGAUGAUAGCAAUUCACACAGACAUAAAGCAAGCAGAGCUCCCGAAGAACCCUGAAAUAUUAUUUGCACUAUGCGGUUCCUGGAAUGACAGGCAUAACUUGAAAGUUGCAUGUGACCUUUCCAACUACUUUCCAAAGCACGUGCUUUCUGUUUUCAAACCAGUUUUGAAAAAUAUACAGUAUAUGCAGUAGAGGUCAUGUGGGCUGGGAAUUAUAGAGAUAUUAGCCCAAGUUAUUUUGCAGGCCAAGCAGGGGAAACCUGAUUUAUUUUGUUGAACAGUUAUGAAUUACAUCUGUAGAGACACCUUCAGUAUCUUAGAUUUCCUGGUGUAAUCCUUUGGGGGUCAUUAUAAGGGAGAACAGAAAAAACCUCUGAAUGAAUGAUUUUGAAAUAUGUUGGAAUAUCUGACCUCAAAAUAUACAAAUUCUAUUUUCAUUUGGCAUUUUAAAUAGCCACAUAAUUCUAUCAUACAUAUUCUACAAACCUAACAAUUCUAAAUCAUAGGUAAAAUAUUUUUUUUUAAAAAAAUACUCAGUUUUUCAUGAGACUUAUUGCCAGGUAAGUAUGCAAUACAGGAAUAAAUGACUAAAUUAGUUGUAAAUAAACAUUCUAAAAUAUUUGCUUCAUCUCAACAAACUUGAACCGUGUUAUAAUCAAAAUUACAGAGUAUCAAGUGCUUCAGUCAUUCUGUUUAGAUAAAGUUGAAGUCAGUAGGCUUAAGCUUGCCUAACAAUUGUCACAGGCCAUGUUUCAGACCCAUAAUCUCAUUGAAAUUGAAGUACAUCACAUUUGAGGGUACUA
Messenger RNA from Notechis scutatus (mainland tiger snake), 1493 nucleotides. It is a transcript of the gene SNX10, whose product is annotated as sorting nexin 10. Gene Ontology annotation, cellular component: endosome. Gene Ontology annotation, molecular function: phosphatidylinositol phosphate binding. Gene Ontology annotation, biological process: intracellular protein transport; cilium assembly; vesicle organization. NCBI's taxonomy places the organism in Eukaryota, Metazoa, Chordata, Lepidosauria, Squamata, Elapidae. The record is from RefSeq and is a predicted model, not a curated record.